UUGACACCCGGACUCUGGGAAAUAUAUCCAGCAUCCAUCCCGUUGCCAUUCUCACUCUUUCUCUCUGAAUCACCUCGAUCAGAAUCCACAUCAGAUCCUGGGCUGGCAGAUGACUAUUGAUUAUUUAUCGAGACAAAUGACUGUUACAUCAAGUCUAAUAAUGUUGAUCAAAAUCGUAGUAGUCUUGCUGCUUGUCUCGGUUUUGGGGGAAGUAGUAGGAACAGAUGUUGAUGUGCACGAGAGUCACCCUGAGAAACCGGCGAAUCAAAAAGGACGUCUUUCCUUGCAGAAUACAGCUGAGAUCCAGCACUGUCUUGUGAGUGCGGGAGAUGUGGGCUGUGGUGUGUUCGAGUGUUUUGAGAACAACUCUUGUGAAAUCCGGGGAUUGCAGGAGAUUUGCAUGACCUUCCUGCACAAUGCUGGCAAGUUCGAUUCACAGGGCAAGUCCUUCAUCAAGGAUGCUUUCAAGUGCAUGGCGCAUGGUUUAAGGCACAAGUUCAGCUGCAUCAGUCGAAAAUGCCUGGCCAUAAAGGAGAUGGUCUUCCAGCUUCAACGGGAAUGCUACAUGAAACACAACCUCUGCUCAGCUGCUAAAGACAACGUCAAUGUCAUGGUGGAGAUGAUACACUUCCAAGACUUAUUUCCUAAAGGGCCGUAUGUAGAGCUGGUGAACAUCUUGCUGAGCUGUGGAGAGGAGGUGAAGGAAGCCAUUACUCGAAGCGUACGUUUGCAGUGUGAGCAGAACUGGGGCGCUCUGUGCGACAGUCUCAGCUUCUGUUCCUCGAUGACCACAGCUCCAGCAUCAGGGUCCUCAGGCGGCCUUGAGCGACGUCCAGCAGCUUCCUCUCAUUCAGCAGGAGACCACCCCAAAGGUGCUCGACAAGGAGACAAGGACAAACCUGGCAAGGGUGGGUUCAAUUCCCACACGAGAAGUCGGAGCCAAGGCUCUCGUCGUGCCAGUUUAGAUUCCACUGUUGGUGAGCAGGAAGACACUAAGAUCACUGACAUUCGGAGGUGAAAUAACAGGAAUAUCUAUCUUGACUAUGACACCAUUACUCCAAUCCCCAAAUUAACAGACUGAGCAAGAUGAGAGCAGACCUCCUAGUUCAACCAAUCCACCCCCCACAUCUCUACACAACUUUAACAGUCAUUCCAGCACUCCCAAACUGUACAUUUAGCAGGGUAUAUGUGGUGUAGCUUUAUUGCUACUUCAGAUCAUAGAACAGAUUGUUAAUUUUGUAGGAUUAAGAGUACACCAGUGCUUAUUUUUAGUUCUAAUACAGCAUCUCUAUUUCUCAAAUCAUAUCCUCCUAGAUCAAUCACUUCUAUUAUUUAUUUUAUUCUUUAUGCAAUGUUUGAAUAUAAACAUGUACAUAUAAAUGUAUGUAUAUCUAUAUUUAUGUAAACAUGUCUAAAUAUAGCCUCCAUAUUCAGUACUAAUAUACUAUAUGUAAUAUAGUUCCAAGAAUGCUUGCUGUUGUAUUAAUCACAUUAUUGCACCAAUUACGCAUAUGACUGUAGAUAUGUAAGAUAUGUUUGAUUACUCGUUUGUUUCAAAGUCAGAAACUUGUGUGUAAAUUUUAUUUGAAAUACUUGAUUAAAUACAAGCUGUACAGGAUUGAAGUCUAGGUCUAGCACAUAUGAUGGUUUGUGCUUGUUAGAAGGGCAAAGAAGUCAUUUAACUAAGGAAUGUCCAGUAACAAGCGUAUUGUGCCUUGAGAAUGUAACAGAGGUUUUUCUCCACAAUAGACUAACGGACUUGAGCAGAUAUAUUAUACUAAAGAUGCUUUUCUCCCCAAUUUGGAAUGCCCAAUUCCCAAUGCGCUCUAAGUCCUCGUGGUGGCGUAGUGACUCGGAGGAUGAAUCUCAGUUGCCUCACGUGGCUUGUUGAGCGUGUUACCUCGGAGACCUAACGCGUGUGGAGGCUUCACGCUAUUCUCCGCAGUGCCUCACCGAGAGUGAGAACCACAUUAUGGUGACCAUGAGGAGGUUAACCCAAUGUGACUCUACCCACCCAAUUGGUUGCUUAGGAAGCCUGACUGGAGUCACUCAGCAUGCCCUGGAUUCGAACUUGCGACUCCAGGUGUGGUAUUCAGUGUCUUUACUUGCUGAACUACCCAGGCCCCCUAUACUAAAGAUGCUUAAACAUACCAGCCGACCCCAGGGAACUAUAUAUUGUUACAUUAGGCAUUAUAUUCAGAUCUGUGCUUAGAAACAGGCUGAAAUAUAAACAUAAGAUGUCAUAUGUCCCAGUAUGAUAAAGUGCCCUGAUAAUAUCUCUUGAGUUUAAUGCGUAUGCUGCACAUUGCUGGGCUUCGCCCAAACAGAUUAUUUCAACACAGAUACAAUUUUAGCUCACAAUGUCUCAUGGAAAGCAGGCCUGCCUGUGUACUGGCCAAGUCCACAGACAGCCACUAAAGUUUCCAAGUAAAAAAUAGAAGUUUUCUCCUGGAGCCACUGAGAAGAGCCAGAAGUUGGAGCCAUGGUCCAAUGGCCUUAGAACCAGGCACAGGGGUUAAGUCUACACAAGAAGCUCAGGGUAUUACUGACAAUAAUAAUGAUUUUUUGGGGGGUCCUUGCCACAUGAUUGGUUAAUUAAUGCAAUAGUUGGAGCUGACUGUCGGUUUGAGAAUAAGCAAUGACCUGUAUAGUUCUGCUAUUCAUUAGCCUAAAGAUCACAGUAGUUUCUUUGACCAAUCAUAUUAUUUUAAGUCACUCAGGUAUUACAGUAAACAUGUGGGCAAAAUGUGAUCAGCUUUGGGUUCAAUCCUGAAAAAAUAAAUAAAAUAAAUAUAAUUUUUUGGAAUUGUCACAAGAAUGGAAGGAAAUGUGGGUAAAAUUGUUUUAAAUGAGUGAUGGAUUCCAUCUCCAUACAGAUAGCAUGUGUUCCAAUUCUUUAAAAAAAAUAAAUACUAAGUUCAUUUCUUA
This is a messenger RNA of Myxocyprinus asiaticus (Chinese sucker), 2928 nucleotides long. Its product is annotated as stanniocalcin-2-like. Gene Ontology annotation, cellular component: extracellular region. The transcript has 4 exons. Bases 110 to 1018 code for a protein of 302 amino acids. The record is from RefSeq and is a predicted model, not a curated record. Gene Ontology annotation, biological process: intracellular calcium ion homeostasis. Lineage: Eukaryota; Metazoa; Chordata; Actinopteri; Cypriniformes; Catostomidae. Gene Ontology annotation, molecular function: hormone activity.